CACAGACAAACAGACUUAGAAAAAUCCUUUACGAAGCACCGGAGACAACGCGCUCUUGUGGAAAGAUGUAAUGAAACGAUGUGCAUAGAGUAGCCUAGCAUUUCCACUGCUACAACCCGAGCCCCAUGUAUCAGGAGAGCAGCGGGAUUUGAGAAGCGCAUCCCCCGGUUUCCACUCACUUUUCUUGGCAUGCCUUUCGAGCUCGGUCUUGGGGUUUUUUGCUCCUUUUUUUAACGCUCAUGAACGCCAAUACACGGAGACGGGGGCACGGUUGGUCCACAUCAGCGCUACAGCUUUGUUUAAAUAUACCCAGACUACAUGAAGCAUUGCUGUCAGGCGUCACGGCUUUAUGUCAAAAUAAAUCUGAAGAAAAAAAAAGUAAGAAAUCAAAUAAUUGUAGGAAGAUGGCGCCCACCAAGCCUAGCAUUCAGCAAGACCCUACAAGAAGAGAACGCGACCCUUACUGGGAGAGGCCUGCUAAUGCCAGCUCCUGUUCUGUCUCUAGGCCCAAGACACUCCACCUUGGAGGAGGGCAACAACAUACCUCAUCGCCAUGGUUGCAGGCUCUGAGGAAGGAGAAGUCCCGGGAUGCGGCUCGCUCGCGGCGGGGGAAGGAGAACUUUGAGUUCUACGAGCUGGCUAAGAUGUUGCCUCUGCCCGGCGCCAUCACCAGCCAGCUGGACAAGGCUUCCAUCAUCCGCCUUACCAUCAGCUACCUUAAGAUGAGGGACUUUGCCAACCAGGGGGACCCACCAUGGAACCUGCGCAUGGAAGGCCCACCGCCCAACACCUCCGUCAAAGCUAUAGGAGAUCAGCGAAGGAGGACUCCCAGUGCGGUAGCCUCAGACAUCUUCGAGCCACACCUCGGGAGCCACAUAUUGCAGUCCCUGGAUGGAUUUGUAUUUACACUAAACAAGGAGGGAAGGUUUUUAUACAUCUCUGAGACGGUGUCUAUAUACCUGGGGCUUUCACAGGUGGAGCUGACAGGAAGUAGUGUGUUUGACUACGUCCACCCUGGCGAUCAUGUGGAAAUGGCAGAGCAGCUGGGCAUGAAGCUGCCCCCGGGGCGAGGCCUCCUUUCUCAGGGCACCGCCACCGAGGACGGCGCCAGCUCUGCCUCCUCCUCCUCACACGCAGAGACCCCCGAGCCAGUCGAGUCGACCAGCCCCACCCUGCUUCCCCCAGACAACAUUCUUGAACGCUCCUUCUUUGUCCGUAUGAAGUCCACACUGACCAAGAGAGGUGUCCACAUCAAGUCUUCAGGCUAUAAGGUGAUCCAUGUUACAGGCAGGCUGAGGAUCCGUAUGGCAAUGACCCACAGUCGGUCAGUACCCAUUCAGAUCAUGGGCAUGGUGGUGGUAGCCCACGCCCUCCCCCCCCCCACCAUCAACGAGGUGCGCAUAGACUGCCAGAUGUUUGUCACCAGGGUCCACAUGGACCUCAACAUCGUCUACUGUGAGAAUAGAAUUAGCGACUACAUGGACCUGACGCCAGUGGACAUCGUAGGGAAGAGGUGCUACCAGUUUAUUCACGCAGAGGAUGUGGAGGGCAUCCGGCACAUCCAUUUAGACUUGAUAAACAAGGGCCAGUGUGUGACCAAGUACUACCGCUGGAUCCAGAAGAACGGUGGGUACAUCUGGAUCCAGUCCAGUGCCACCAUCGCCAUCAAUGCCAAGAAUGGCAAUGAAAAGAACAUAAUCUGGGUCAACUACGUACUCAGUAAUCCAGAGUACAAGGACACACCCAUGGACAUCGCCCAGCUACCCAACCUUCCAGAGAAAGCCUCAGAGUCUUCAGAGACAUCCGACUCUGAGUCCGAGUCCAAGGACAACUCUGACGACAAUGAGAACUCCAAGUGGGACAGGAAGGGGAACCAGACUGAGAACACAGAGGACCCGGAAACAAACAGUACAAAGCAGCAGCAGGGCCAGUCGUCCUCAGAGCAGGAGAUGAGGCGUCAGGAGGAGGGAGACAGCUCCUCCAACCCAGAGAGCCAGGAGAGCGAGGACGAUCUGGAGCCCAGCGACUGUGAGGUGGAGACCAAGGAGGGCAGACUGGGCCGGCUGGAGGACCUGCACAUCAAGGUGGAGCACUACGGAGAUGGAAACGGAGGGGUGGAGCUGCACGACUCGCCUUCCUCCUCCUCUGAAGAAGAAGAUGAUGAUGACGAUGAGGAAGAUGACGACAGCUUUAAAGCCUGUGACAGCGCCACCGAGACUCUCGCCACCCCCGCUGCCAGUAAGCAGCAGAAGCGUAAGAAGAGGAGGAAAAAGCAGAAAUGGGACGGUAGUCGUCCUAAACGUAUGUGCCUCUCCUCUGCCACCCCCAGCUCUAACACCUUUGUUGGGGCUGUCCCCCUCCUGCCGACCCCCUCCCCUGCCAGUGCCUCUGUGCUCAAGAUCAAAACGGAAAUGUCCGAGCCCAUCAACUUCGACAAUGACAGCAUCAUCUGGAACUACCCACCCAACAGAGAGAUCUCCAGGAACGAGUCUCCCUACAGCAUGACGAAGUCCGUCCCAGCCCACGAUACCUUCCCCUCCCCACAGCCUGGUAGUCUGCAGGUCUCCAUCCCAGACUCAGUGCUCACUCCCCCAGGAACAGAGGGGGGCAGUGGGGGCGCAGGUACCAGGAAGGGUGUACCCCCCUCCUUCAGCGGUUAUAGCAGCGCCCCCUCCUCGGCCUCCAGCGCCGCUAGCCUGGCCCCUCCCUCUGGCUCUGGGUCCUCCUCCGACCCCCUGUCCCCGCCUCUCUCGGCCUCGCCGCGCGACAACCAGCAAUGUCAGAGCACCCCCACCACGUCCGGCUCCUCCCUGCUGUACACCAGCGACCUGGAGGCCCUGCAGAGGCUGCAGGCCGGGAACGUGGCUCUUCCACUGGUCCAACGAGUCACCGGCACCCUCGCCACGACCAGCACUGCUGCCUCACGGGUCUACACCACUGGCACCAUCCGCUACGCCCCCGCCGACGUCACUCUGGCCAUGCAGGCAGGCGCCAACCUGCUGCCCAACAAUGUGGCCCAUGCUAUGAACUUUGUGGAUGUCAACGGUAGCCCCAGCUUCGGCAUCGACCCCAAGACACCCAUGGAGAUGCUGUAUCAUCAUGUCCACCGGCUCAACAUGGCUGGCCCUUUUGGGGGUACCAUGUCCGGCGCCAGUCUCACCCAGAUGCCAGCAGCCAAUGUAUUCACCACGGCAGAGGGACUGUUCUCUACUCUUCCAUUCCCUGUCUACAGUAACGGAAUACACACCACACAAACUCUGGAGCGCAAAGAAGAUUAGAGCAAAACACCAAGACCAUAUUACUGUGUUCAACUGUCAGAGACUCGUUGAGGCAUAAGACUGUGUUUCAAGUGGAAAAUAAAUAUAUUCUAGCAUUUUGAAUUUGAGCAAUUGAGCUUGUGUACUAGAAAUGAAUGGCUCCUAGUCUUUCUAUCCUUUUCUCUCUCUCUAUUGACUCCCAUUCUAUCAAUCUCUCGUCCUCUUCUUGCUCCUCUUACAGUACUAUCAAUUAGAUUUUCUCUGAUCAAACCCAACUGACUAUUGUUUAUUGUAAAGAAUUCAUUUUUGCCUACAGAGAAUUCAUAUUACCGUUGGUCUCCUACUGGAGUCUGGGGUAAACGACUUUUAAUUUGAGUUGAUUAUGUUGCAUCUUUAUGAAGAUGUCUAGUGUAUUUAAAGAGUGAUGGUGGAAGAUAUAUUUCUGUGGAAAGAAACCCUUGGAUGAUUUUGCUUCAUAUCUUGAUGUGAUCAAGGUUGACUAUGACAAAAGGAUGUUACUCUGUUUGACAUUGUCAUAGAAAUAACCUUAAGAAGUACGUUUUAAGGUUAGAUCAUAAUAAGGGUAUAGUAGUUUAUUUUAUAAUUCAUUUUGUUUAUUUUUUAUAGAACAGAUUUAACUUGCAAAUCAAGCAUUAAAAAGCAAUUUUAGCAGGGUAUUUGCCUGUGAAUAGAAUGUUAUAAAUCCCAGGACUUUGGAACAAGUACAGGUCGGUGUGAGAUACAAGUAUUCCCCCGGUUCCAUUUCCUCGGUUAUGUCUCAAAUGGCACCCUGUUCCCUAUUUAUUGCAUUACUUUUGACCAGGGCCCAUAGGGCUCUGGUCAAAAGUAGUGCACUAUUUAGGGAAUAGGAUGCCAUUUGGAAUGCACUCAUCCUCUGCAGAUCCAUGGUGCUACUGUUCCAUCAAGUUACUACCCUCCUUCAGCGGGCUGAUGUAGGUUCUUCUGUUCCACAGCUCUCUCACAGAGAUGAGUGAUUGAGUGACAGCUGGGGAGAGUCAAACCUCUAAUCAACAUAGUUUCGUGUUCAUUACUACUCCCCUCUGUCAAGUUCAAGGGCUCAAUCAGAUUGGGCCUGAAGGAUAGAAUAUACCUAUAUGGAGCAGGUUGAUUUUGUUUGUAUUUUUUGAAAACUAGAUCACUUUCUAGUCUCAGUGUAACAGAGGCUAAUUUGCAUCAUUAACUUGAAAAAUGAAUGUUUAACUUUGACUGGCUUCUGUCAGUUGUUUUUUCUACUCUACCCUUCCUCUUUCUUUUACAUCCUAAACCUCACUACUAUCAACAUCAGUCUCCCAAAUCCGUUCUUCCAUCAGCCAUUGUCCGAUUCCUGAAAUCACAUAUCAAGGAGAUUGUAAUAAAGACAUGCGUUUCAAUCAAAACGGAAUAUGUUUUUGGAAAAAUCACAUUCCCUAAUUUUUUCUCUGUUGCCAAAAAAGUUAUCUCACAGUUUGGUGUUAAGAACACUGUGAUUGCUGUUUAAAAAAUUGUAAUAAAAUGGAAAAACUGUCACUUCAUCUUUUGACAGCCGUCCAUCAAGUAAUCUAUUACUAAGCGUGAUAACCGUAAACGUGUACCAUGUGUAAGUGUCACUGGCUGUCAGUCUCCAUAGCGAUUUCAGUGUGUGUUACUAUAUGCAGUGUUACUGAGCUGAUGUAGCUGUUUUGUCCUUUGUCUUCUCUGUGCUUUAUCUGUAGUCUGGGGUUGGACAGGGAACGUGUGUAACCCUCUCCUUCUCCUCUGCAGUCUUAGUGGACCCGUGGAGGUUAGUGGAUUUCGUGUGGUGGCCUUCCAAUGUAGCGUCACCUUUUGCUGCUUCCUUCUGUCUGUAUUUCUUUCUGUUUCUGCUGUUGCUUUGCUGUUGUGUAGUCUACAGACCUCUCUUUCUCUCAGAGAUAAAAGACUCUUAACUAGCUCAAAGGUUUAAGAGCCAUUUUUUGCCAUUGAGGAAUUCUGGGUUUACAGUUUCCAGCUUGAAUUUACCUACCCUAUGAAAAAUUACGACAAAAAGCUAAAGUAGCAUUUAGAUGUAUCUUCUAGACUGGAACCAUAAAAGCCUCAGUUGUGAAACAUUCCCAGAGUCCCUUGUGCUUCUUGUAUGCAUUGGGUGUAUUUCAUUGGUUUCCACCAAACCUGUUGACUUCAAGGACCAUGCAACUCACAGGACAAAAAGAUGAUGGUAGUAUUUCAGGACAAUAAACAAUUUUAAAGAUUUCUAAAGAAAUGAAAAUAACAAAUAUUUCGCACUAUAAAUCUAUUUUUAUAGAUGUUUUGGAAAUGCAUGUUUACUAAGUUGAUUGUUAGUUUACUUGAUUUCAUUCGGUCCAGCAGCUUUGUCUCAACGUUCAGUGUUUUUUAGUCUGUCCAACAAAGGGAGGGGGAGCCUUUGUCUUUUGAACUGAAUCAGGCUACUCCCCUACAUCAGGAAACAGUGUCUGUAGUUUCUGUGUAGACGUGUUGUUAAGCAAAUCCAGGUCAUGAAAUAAAUGUUUUAAAAAAUAAUAAAAAAUGAACGUUUGGGGUUGGUUGAUUGGAAUGCUGGAAUGGUUGCAGGGGAGCUUGGUGUCAUCACUUGAGAUUGAUUCUAUCCUAGAUGUUAGUGUUUUCUAAGACAUAGCGAAGCAGGGUGAGACUGUCGGGUCGGGGGCACAGCUCACUUAAAACAGACACUGUGGACGGACCAGGAAAUACACCCAUAUGUUACAACAGAACAUCAGGAUGAGCUGUUUUAAUGUCUCUGUGUUGUGUCAAAAUGAAUUGGUGAUUUAAACUUAAACUAAUCUCAGCUACUGUCAGAUACAUAGUGUUUAAAGUUUAAAUAUGAAAAAUGACUUCAUUACCUGUGAAGACUGUGUCUGUGUUUUUAACAAUUUCUUGUACAAUUAUACAGAUUAUUUUAAGAGGAACCAAGUAGAUGAAUACUACAGGAGAAGGGGAUUCUCUUAGUAUCAAUGUUAACAGUGUUAUAAAUUCUAAAUACAAACAAAUUAAAAUAUUAAAAAGAGAACUAUGGUACAUUUAUUGUUUUAUUUGUUUUAUUUUUUAUUUUUGAAGAAAAACAACAACUAACUGAAGCUAACUUUGAGUGCCUGGCUUAUUUUGUAUAUAUUUUUUUUAAACAUUUUUAUUUCCAUUUUUUAAUAAUGCUGCAAUUUCAGAAAUGUACAUACUUCAUUUUACAACAGGGUUAUUUUAUACUUUUGUAGGUUUCCAUUUGUUCAAAUAAACCUGUCAUCAUCAUCCAUGGUUGUUUUCUGUCUGUAACACUUUGUUUUACCAUCUAACAGGUGCCAUAUUCAUAAUAAACUUCUCAAAGAUUUGUU
This is a messenger RNA of Oncorhynchus gorbuscha (pink salmon), 6595 nucleotides long. Its product is annotated as neuronal PAS domain-containing protein 3. The transcript has 12 exons. NCBI's taxonomy places the organism in Eukaryota, Metazoa, Chordata, Actinopteri, Salmoniformes, Salmonidae. Bases 240 to 3278 code for a protein of 1012 amino acids. The record is from RefSeq and is a predicted model, not a curated record. Gene Ontology annotation, biological process: regulation of transcription by RNA polymerase II. Gene Ontology annotation, molecular function: protein dimerization activity; DNA-binding transcription factor activity, RNA polymerase II-specific; RNA polymerase II transcription regulatory region sequence-specific DNA binding.